GGGCUCAACAUUCUAGAACAUACAGAGCUCUGUUCUAACUCGCGAACUGUUACCAAGAUACAGAUUACGUUACCAUCAGUCGCAGCCACACGUUAGCCAGUGUUAUAUACACCAUCAGAGCGACACAGUAAUUAAAAACUCAACAUGAGGGUGCGGUCCAAACUGCUCUCUCUGAUGCAUCUAGACAAGACGUACUGUCUGCUAACAGUCAGGCAUGUCAAGAUCUCCCAAACUUACUUCAGUCUGAUGGACAUACACGGCAACAGCUCAAUGAACGACGUCCAGAUGUACUGUUUCCUGCGGCUGGUCACUGACCUGAAGAAGGACGAGAUCUACCAGCUGUUCGACAUGCUGGACGUGGACGGAUCCGGGCAGCUCGAGUUCUCCGAGUUCUUCAUCCUCGUCUGUCUGCUCAUCGCCGUACAGGAUCAUGUAGAGAAACAGUUCAUCUACCGCCACUGUCGGACCAUCUUUGGACUGAUCGACAUCGAUGGCAGUAACACCAUCACUCCGGACGAGUUCCGGGCUCUCACGUACCUCUUCGACUUCAAGAAAAGAGCCAUGAACGAAAUCUUCUAUGAAUUCGACAUCUCAGGAGACCAGGAGCUGGACUAUCGGGAGUUCCGCCUGUUCGCCAUGGCCUGUAUCGACAAACAACAGGAACUGGAGAAGGAGAUGUUACAGAAAGCCGAGGAGAUGCGGGAAAAGGCUUUGGAAAAAGAGGAGAAGAAACAAGAACUGAAGGAGAGACUUGAAGAAAAGGGAAUCAUAGCUUAUUGUGUCAUUCAAUGACAACAAUAUGUAGUUGGACUGCAACAUGUUGGGAUGUUUUAGAUCUUGUUAUCCCAUCAAAAUUUCUAUAGUAAUAAAGAGUCUUCUAAUGUCCUGUAUUUCCUCCACUUUGUCCUGAAUUUUUGUAUUGCACUUAGCUAGUCCAAUGCUAGACGUUAGGCCAUGGCCAUGUUGAUUUGAUUAUAUGGAUGACA
Messenger RNA from Branchiostoma belcheri (Belcher's lancelet), 986 nucleotides. Its product is annotated as EF-hand calcium-binding domain-containing protein 9-like. Gene Ontology annotation, cellular component: cytoplasm; sperm principal piece. Lineage: Eukaryota; Metazoa; Chordata; Leptocardii; Amphioxiformes; Branchiostomatidae. Gene Ontology annotation, molecular function: calcium ion sensor activity. The transcript has 4 exons. Gene Ontology annotation, biological process: flagellated sperm motility. The record is from RefSeq and is a predicted model, not a curated record. The coding region runs from base 145 to 792 and encodes 215 amino acids.